Molecule: messenger RNA, 1176 nt
Organism: Brassicogethes aeneus
Lineage: Eukaryota; Metazoa; Arthropoda; Insecta; Coleoptera; Nitidulidae
Source: the annotation of a GenBank genome assembly
AUUUAGAGGCCUAUUCCCUUUCUUGCUGUUCAUAAACAUCGAUUUCUUAACAUGUAUGUUCACCCAACGACAACGCAAACAUCAUCUAUGUUUAAAGCUAUUCCGGUUCGCGUAUGUCCAAACGCUUGACCUUGGCUCGAUCUCAACAGCAGUAAAUGUUUUUAGGAUAGGUAGUUAGUAACGCACAUGUUAUUUGUUUGUAAACACGCAGUGGUUGUGACGCUGUGAAUUAAUUUGUGUUUAUUUGGAGAAAACUAAAAUAAUGAAUGAAUCACGAAAAAAAAGAACACCUCGUACAUCAAGGAUUCAAUACCAGUUGUACCUUGAUGAAUUGGAGACAAACGAGGCGUUUAGGGAAAAUAAAUUUAAUAAUGAAAAUCCCCAGGUUCUCAAAAAGAGUUGGGAAGCCCUAUGCACCAAAUUAAAUGCUACCGGAGGAGCCAUUAAAUCUAUACCGGAUUGGAAAAGAACUUUUAGUGACUGGAAGGCCCAUGUCAGAAAGAGGGCACGAAACAAUAGAACUGCUCAGGUAGAGACAGGAAAUGUAGGCGAGCCUGAAAAGACCCUGACAGAUAUCGAAGAAAGGCUUUUGGGUGUAACAGGAAAAUUGGUAGUUAUGGGUUUGCCUGUCCCUGAGCUAGGACUUGCUGAACCUUCAAUACCAAGGCAAGCAGAGAGCUCAGAGGGUAAAAGGGCCUCUACAACAACUUUUGAAGGAAUUGUCCAGGAAUUAACAUCAAGGCAGGCAGGUGGCUCUGGGGGUGAAAGGGCACCUUCCACAACCCCUAGGCUUCAGGGAGGCAAAAGACUGAGAUGCAGAGGGAUUACCCAAACAAAUGUCAACAGUGAAAGUGUCGAUGUUCUCAAAAGCAUAGACAACACAUUAAAGGCUAUGUUGGAAAUAAAAAAGAAAAAAUUUGAACUUAUGUAUGGGGAAAAUUUAGAAAAAUAGUUUUGUUUUGAGUUGGACAUAGACUAGCAAACAUAUGUGUCAUUUAUGUAUGAUGUACAUGAUUGCUAGUUUAUUGCCGCCUUAGAUUUACCUAUUUUUUUCUGGUCAUGUUUUUUAAAACUAAUUUUUAAAGUUAUUUUUUGUGUUUUUUAUGUUAACUUUUAGGUAAAACAUGAGUCCUGUUGUGUGAAGUAGUGACCACUUUUUUGCUUAGCAUGACAAAG